Molecule: messenger RNA, 575 nt
Organism: Macadamia integrifolia
Lineage: Eukaryota; Viridiplantae; Streptophyta; Magnoliopsida; Proteales; Proteaceae
Exons: 2
Coding region: 63-575 (170 amino acids)
Source: RefSeq, a predicted model, not a curated record
AUCACUACAGGAUAUGGAAAGCAAGGCUGAAGUCGCUUGUUGACUUGCAAAAAAAUAGUGGAAUGGGUUGGAAUGACCAUGAGAAGCGGUUUGAUGCACCACAACAUAUGUGGAAUGAAUUCAAGAAAAAAGAGCAAAGAUUUUGGAAAGAGCAUAAAGUGCUUCCUAUUCACCUACAACUUGUUGAAUGGCUGCGUAAUGAAAUUGCCACCAGAGCUGGAUCUUCACACCCAUCCGAUGCAGUCAAUGAGGACCAUCCUUACAAUCCCGUGCCAAUUGAUGAAGAAAUUAGCUUGGACAAUUAUGAUGCUAUUGAUGAUAAUGUUGGUGAAAGUGCCCAUUAUACUCCCAAUGCAAGUAGCAGUCGUUCCCGUGGUAGGCCUAGUUCAGGGGUAACAAGUAAAGAGAAGAAGAAGAAAGGAGGUGCAGAGAAUGUUAGUAGUCCUUUGAAUGUGAUAGCCAAUGCAAUUGUGGAGAUGGCCAAGCAAGACCCCCGGAAGGAAGUUGCAAAAAACUUAUGUAUUGAGAUUGAUGCACUUCCAGGAGUUGAAUUUGAUGAAAAAAUUGUGUGCUAA